AUGAGGUCGGUGACGAGUUUCCGAGAUCAGAUUCCGGAGGUUCUCCAGCCUGCGAAGCUGGUAGAGAUGUACGAGGAGUUUGUCACCAAGAAUGCUAGCUCAGUUGGUCAGGUUGAGUCGGCAUUACGCUCUUUAACAUAUAUCAUACCUGUUCACUCCGGCGUUCAGCUACUUUCACUCUACCAUGACUCUCUUGUGUCGCGUGUUAUAGCUCGCCUCCCACUUUCCCAACCGCGCCCUACCCCUACUCCGCACACUCGAUAUACCAAAUACUGGACCUCCCAAUCACCCAUAUACCACAAAGUUGCUUUGGCGCUUCAGAUGGUCAAGUAUACCGAACUAUUAUGGGAAAUGGCAGCACGCAGGAAAGGCGAGAAACUUCGAUGGCGCGUCAUUGUUUUUAUAGAAGCAGUGAAGGCUUUCUGUCGGUUAAUAUUAUUGCGCUUAACGAACUCUAGGCCUAUUGUCAGCCCGCCACUCCCAGAACGAGAGGUUGAUCCAAGACAAUCAGACGGAGAUGAUAAUGGUGAUUUUAAUGGCAUGGAAACACCACCAAGCGAACCAUCUGAAGCUAUUGAUCUAAGCUGGUCAAUGCCUCGAACAGGAAUGUCGCUACCAAACCUGCCGGACGCAAAUGAUAUCUCGGCUUAUCUUACCUCUAAAGUUUUAACAGCGGAUGAUGUUCGGUCACCACAAACAUUGUUGCACCGGGUUUCUGGAACAGGUCAUCUAGCAGAGGUCUUAUAUAUUCUCCGGCCCCUGAUUUAUGCGAUCGCACUCCAGAGAUAUAGAGCAAAGAAGAAGAGCUGGACUCCUUGGCUUAUUGGUUUUGGACUGGAAUUUACUUGUCGUCAGCUUGCCAAAAAAGAAUUCCGUGAUAGGGUAGCAGGAGGCCUUCGUGGCUUAUCCAAACUGGAGAGAGAAGAACUCAGCAAGAGAGGCUGGAGCAUGGGAUGGUGGAUUAUGAGAGGUGCUUUCUACGAAAACGUUACGAAGUACGUAUCUACCUACUAUUAUCCUGAGUGGACUGAGAAAACUAACGCCUGUGAAAGAUCAUGGAUAAAAUCCAUUACAAACUCCUUACGCGAUAAGCCCCUACUUGGCCUUGUAGGGAGUGUUGUUGAAGACUAUGAGUAUAUUUGGGACAACUACUAUUUCUCCACGGCCACAAUGUAA
Molecule: messenger RNA, 1176 nt
Organism: Trichophyton benhamiae CBS 112371
Lineage: Eukaryota; Fungi; Ascomycota; Eurotiomycetes; Onygenales; Arthrodermataceae
Exons: 2
Coding region: 1-1176 (391 amino acids)
Biological process (GO): peroxisome organization
Cellular component (GO): peroxisomal membrane
Source: RefSeq, a predicted model, not a curated record